This is a messenger RNA of Cryptococcus amylolentus CBS 6039, 385 nucleotides long. RefSeq lists its product as hypothetical. The coding region runs from base 66 to 317 and encodes 83 amino acids. The record is from RefSeq and is a predicted model, not a curated record. NCBI's taxonomy places the organism in Eukaryota, Fungi, Basidiomycota, Tremellomycetes, Tremellales, Cryptococcaceae. The transcript has 3 exons. Gene Ontology annotation, cellular component: mitochondrion.
CUCAAGCCAUCACCACCGCUCGCCACACCCCUUCCCCCGACAGUCUCCCCCUGUUCACAGCCACAAUGACCUCCUCCACAACAGCAUCCCAAGCAGAGUUGCAGGCCGCCAGGGUUCCUCUGGGUUGGAGAGAUCAAUGCUCUGCCCUCUUGAUCCCUCUCAACGUCUGCCGACACAAGGAACUUUACAUGCCAUGGAAGUGCGAGGACGAGAGACACGGCUACGAAAACUGUCAAUACGACGACUAUGUCCGCCGGAUGAAGCUGCUUGUCAAGCAGAAGAAGGAGGCUGCCGAGGCCGCUGCUGAUGACGAAUAGGUCGUGCAUCCAGCAGAUCUGUAUUAUGUGGUGUAAGAGGACUGUAUGCAUAGGAGACAUCUCGGCCA